CAGUAUGAACCUGGUCAUCUUUUAGCCGAGGUACAUCUCUAUUUCUUUCCUUUUUUUGCCUGCCUUUUUGGAAUUUGAUAUCCCUCUUUGCAAAUUGCUACUAUCACAACUGAUGGCUGACCGAGUGCUUGUGAUUGGCAGUGGAGGCAGAGAACAUGCACUGGCUUGGAAACUGGCACAAUCUCCACACCUGAAACAAGUACUGGUUGCUCCAGGAAAUGCUGGUACAGCCAAUGAUGGGAAAAUUUCUAAUUCAGUAAUCUCAAUCAGUGAUCAUGCAGCCCUUUCAACAUACUGCAAAAAUCAGAAGAUUGGCCUUGUGGUGGUUGGUCCAGAAGUCCCCCUUGCUGCUGGAAUUGUUGAUGACUUGGCAGCUGCUGGUGUGAGAUGCUUUGGUCCUACAGCAAAGGCAGCUCAGCUAGAGUCAAGUAAGAGUUUUUCAAAGGCCUUCCUAGAUCGUCAUGGCAUCCCUACUGCAAGAUGGAAAGCUUUCACUAAUGAGGAAGAAGCUUGCACUUUUAUUACUAGUGCAUCUUUCCCUGCUCUAGUUGUAAAAGCAAGUGGUCUGGCUGCUGGAAAAGGAGUGAUUGUAGCUGCUAAUAAAGAAGAGGCCUGCCAAGCUGUGCAUGAAAUAAUGCGAGAUAAAACUUUUGGAGCAGCUGGAGAAACUAUUGUGGUUGAAGAACUUCUUGAAGGAGAAGAAGUUUCUUGCUUGUGCUUCACAGAUGGUAUCACUGUGGCUCCUAUGCCUCCUGCCCAGGAUCACAAACGGUUAAUGGAUGGUGAUCAAGGACCAAACACUGGUGGAAUGGGUGCAUACUGCCCAGCACCUCAGCUGUCUCAAGAUCUGCUUUUGCAAAUCAGAAAUUCUAUUCUCCAGAAAACUAUUGAUGGUAUGAGAAAAGAAGGUAUUCCAUACAUGGGUGUGCUUUAUGCGGGGUUAAUGCUAACCAAAGAUGGACCUAAAGUUUUGGAAUUCAACUGUAGAUUUGGUGACCCUGAAUGCCAGGUAAUUCUCCCGCUUCUUAAAAGUGAUCUUUAUGAGGUUAUGCAAGCAACUAUUGAUAAGAAAUUGUCCAACUGCAUACCCGUUUGGUUUGAAGAUCGUGCAGCUGUUACUGUGGUGAUGGCUAGUGAAGGCUAUCCAGGAAGUUAUGCCAAAGGUUUGGAAAUAGCAGGAUUUUCUCAAGCUAAAGAACAAGGUUUGGAGGUAUUCCAUGCUGGCACAACCUUAAAAGAUGGCACAGUGGUUACCAGUGGUGGAAGAGUCCUCACUGUGACAGCUAUCAAGAAAGAUCUUAUAUCUGCUCUGGAACAUGCCAACAAAGGAGUUGAAAUCAUUCGUUUCAAAGGGGCCAUUUAUAGAAAGGAUAUUGGUUAUCGAGCUAUUGCUUUUCUUAAACAAUCCAGAGGCCUAACAUAUAAAGACAGUGGUGUAGAUAUUGCAUCUGGUAACACCUUGGUUCAGAAAAUUAAACCUUUAGCAGCAGCCACAUCUAGAUCGGGCUGUAAUGCUGAACUUGGAGGCUUUGCUGGCCUUUUUGAUAUAAAAGAAGCUGGAUAUAAAGAUCCAAUUUUGGUGUCCGGUACUGAUGGUGUUGGAACAAAGCUCAAGAUUGCCCAGUUGUGUAAUAAGCAUAACACCAUCGGUCAAGACUUGGUUGCCAUGUGUGUCAAUGACAUCCUAGCUCAAGGAGCCGAGCCUCUCUUUUUCCUUGACUAUUUUGCAUGUGGGAAACUUGAUGUCAGGAUGGCUCAGACAAUCAUAGCUGGAAUAGCAGAAGCUUGUAAACUAGCAGGCUGUGCUCUCCUUGGCGGAGAAACUGCUGAAAUGCCUGGCAUGUAUCCACCUGGAGAAUAUGACCUUGGGGGAUUUGCUGUGGGUGCUGUAGAACGAGGACAGAUGCUCCCCCAACUUGACAAGAUCACUGAAGGAGACGUAAUUCUUGGAAUUGCUUCCUCUGGUAUUCACAGCAAUGGGUUUAGCCUUGUGAGAAAGAUUGUUGAAAAAUCCUCUUUAGAUUUUUCCUCUCCUUCAGUGGGUGACUGUCCUGAACAAACACUAGGAGAACAGUUACUCACACCUACUAAAAUCUACAGCAAGAUUCUUUUGCCAGUACUUCGUUCAGGUGAUGUGAAGGCAUAUGCCCACAUUACUGGAGGAGGGCUGCUUGAAAAUAUUCCUCGUGUCCUGCCCUCAUCAGUUGGUGUAGUUCUAGAUGCCUUGUAUUGGAAGAUACCCAGCAUCUUUUCCUGGCUUCAGAGAGGAAAUCUAUCAGAGGAAGAAAUGGCACGAACAUUUAAUUGUGGCAUUGGUGCAGUCCUCAUUGUACAGAAGGAACUGGCUGGGAAAGUCCUAAGUGACAUUCGGAGACAUGAAGAGGCAUGGUUGAUUGGAAUUGUGCAUCAUCAAGCAGGUUCUGCUCAUGUUGAAGUCACAAACUUGCUCCAAGCCUUACAAGCAAAUAGAUUACAAUCCUCGCACAGCAAAACAAAUAAAAAUGAGCCACGCAAAACAAAUGGCAUCCUCAUCUCUGGAACAGGUACUAAUAUGGAAGCUCUGAUUGCCAGAAAGAAGCCAAACAGCUCUGCAGAAAUAGUAGUUGUUAUUUCUAAUAAGGCUGAUGCAGGAGGACUUAAAAAAGCAGAAAGAGAUGGAAUUCCCACAAAAGUAAUUAGCCACAAGGAUUACAGCAAUCGUAUAGAAUUUGACAAUGCUGUUGAUCAAGUCCUGAGAGAGUUUUCAGUAGAACUGAUUUGUCUUGCUGGAUUUAUGCGCAUCUUAUCUGGCCCUUUUGUUAACAAGUGGGAAGGAAAAAUUUUGAAUGUUCACCCUUCUUUGCUGCCUUCAUUUAAAGGAUCUAAUGCACAUAAACUAGUCCUGGAGGCUGGAGUCCGUGUCACUGGCUGUACUGUGCACUUUGUGGCUGAAGAAGUUGAUGCUGGAGCAAUAAUAUUUCAAGAAGCUGUUCCAGUGAAGAUUGGAGACACAGAGGAAAUUCUGUCAGAAAGAGUGAAGGAGGCAGAACACAAAGCCUUCCCAGCUGCUAUGCAGUUAGUGGCAAGUGGAGCAGUUCAAUUAGGAAGAGAUGGGAAGCUAUGCUGGAAUUUGGAAAAGCAUAACUAAAAAAUAUAGGGUAUACAGCAACAAUUCUGGGGCAUAUUUUGCCUUCUGCAUUUGGCAUGGGGCAGCAGGAUUUAAAAUCUUAACCAAACAACUCAGGCCAAUAGAUCCCAAAAAUUAAAGGAAUGAACUUGCUGAAUUAUACUCAAAAUAGAACUAAAUGGAGAUUGGUCUAAGUGACAAGGCAUUUGUGUGAUUAGUCCAUCCACAGUAUAACUGGUGGUUAUCCAAAAACUAUGGGAAGAACUGCUUGCCACAAACUGCUGGUCAUCUUGCCUGUCUGUAACCUAUCACAUAAUUCUGCUUCAAGACGUCAGACUCUAUGUUGAACUCAGGCCUAAGAAAGGCAUCACAAAAAGAAUAGGUCAUAAUCACAAUUAUGAAUUAAGUAUUUUAAAAGUAUUAAUGAUAGUUCUUCCUACUAAAUAUUAAGGUAAUUCUGAAUCAAGUUCCUUCAUUGUUUUUCCAUAGUAAUACUAUCAAAAGUUUUUGUUUUGUAAUCCUCUACUAAAUACUCUGAACAAAGCAGUAGCAGUAUUAUUUUACAAAGCAGUAUCAUUCAAUACCAAUAUCUCUAUGUAACUGUCCUAUGUGAGAAAAAAUUUUCACCCCCUUUUCUAAAUACAUUGUACGUGAAACAUACAAAUGGUACAUUUUUUCCAUUAUAGAAUCAAGCAACAAUCUUUUUUCAGGUUAUUUUAAU
Messenger RNA from Thamnophis elegans (Western terrestrial garter snake), 3827 nucleotides. RefSeq names its product trifunctional purine biosynthetic protein adenosine-3-like. Gene Ontology annotation, cellular component: cytosol. NCBI's taxonomy places the organism in Eukaryota, Metazoa, Chordata, Lepidosauria, Squamata, Natricidae. Gene Ontology annotation, molecular function: ATP binding; metal ion binding; phosphoribosylamine-glycine ligase activity. Gene Ontology annotation, biological process: adenine biosynthetic process; 'de novo' IMP biosynthetic process. The record is from RefSeq and is a predicted model, not a curated record.